AUGGCCAACACCAAUCAGGAAAGCAACGAACUCCAGCGAGCACCAAGCCAGCAUGUAGGCCCAGACUACAAGACAUCCGACGAGAAACCCGAGGCCACGGUGUCAACUACAAUCGAGCAGAAGAAUGUGGUCAUCCUCCCACAGACACCGCAGCUCAUAGCACUCCUCACCAUGAUCCGAGACAAGAACACCAGCCGCGCAGACUUCAUCUUCUACAGCAACCGCAUCAACCGCCUGCUCGUCGAAGAAGCUCUCAACCACCUGCCCGUGCACCCGCACACCAUCACCACGCCCGUGGGACGCACGUAUGCCGGCGUUAAGUUCGAAGGCAAGAUCUGUGGCGUCUCCAUUAUGCGUGCUGGUGAGGCCAUGGAGCAGGCGUUGCGGGAGUGCUGUAGGAGUGUCAGGAUUGGCAAGAUUCUAAUUCAGAGGGAUGAGGAGACGAGUAAGCCUAGGUUGUUUUAUGACAAAUUGCCGGAGGAUGUCAAGGAUCGGUGGGUGUUGCUUUUGGAUCCCAUGUUGGCGACUGGUGGCUCGGCGCUCAUGGCUGUGGACGUCCUUCGCUCGAAAGGCGUUCCAGAAGAACGGAUACUCUUCCUCAAUCUCAUCGCCUCUCCGGAGGGUGCAGCGAACUUCUCCAAGAAGUAUCCAAAAUUACGGAUUGUCACGGCGUUCGUGGACCAGGGUCUGGAUGAGAAGAACUACAUUGUCCCAGGGCUGGGAGACUUUGGUGAUCGGUUUUACACUCUAUGA
Messenger RNA from Saxophila tyrrhenica, 753 nucleotides. It is a transcript of the gene FUR1, whose product is annotated as Uracil phosphoribosyltransferase, synthesizes UMP from uracil. The record is from RefSeq and is a predicted model, not a curated record. Lineage: Eukaryota; Fungi; Ascomycota; Dothideomycetes; Mycosphaerellales; Extremaceae. Gene Ontology annotation, cellular component: cytoplasm. The transcript is spliced from 4 exons. Bases 1 to 753 code for a protein of 250 amino acids.